AAGAUAAAUACCUAGAGAGAAAAUCGGAGAGGUGAAUCAAAAAAUAACAGAAUAUAAACAGAGGUUGAAAGCUGCUUUAUCCCUGAGAGAAAACUCAAGAGUACGCCUCACACAAAGAACAGGAACAAUCAGUAAAGGUCGGAGAUUUAUGUCGGCUGUGUCUGAAUCGGCUUUGAUUUCGUCUCUGUUUCACGUCUCCUCUCCCACUCGAUCGUCUUCUUCGACCUCGUCUGCUCUGUUCUUUGUUCUGACCACUGUUCUUAACUCUCUUCGCUUCUGCUCCAAGCAGAGGCUUGUUGUGGAGGUUCCAUCCCUUUCCAUGGGCGUAAGACCUAAAAGGACUCACAAGAGGCAAAGGUUACCCUUUUUCAUUGUUCGCUGAGACAAAGUCCCUUGUCUGAUUCAGCAGUUUUUGGUAAGAGAUUUUGAAGUGUUUGAAUCAGAUAUGAAGAAGUCCGUGAGAGGAAGGAAAGUUCGUAUUAUUGUCAGUGACCCUUAUGCAACUGAUGACUCCUCCAGCGACGAAUGGUUCGAGUGUAAGCCUCCUAAGGUGAAGCGUAUUGUCCAUGAGAUCAACCUCCCCUUUCAGCUCUCUGAGAGUUCUCAGUAUCACAAAAGCUGUAGACGUAAAGCUGCUUCUAUGCAGCUUAACAAGCCAGUGGGAGUUAGGCUGAGGCAAUCAGGCAAAUGGGCUGCUGAGAUCAGAAACCCACUCACCAAAACUAAGGUGUGGUUGGGUACUUAUGCAACCCUUGAAGAAGCUGGGAAGGCUUAUGCUGACAAGAAGGUUGAGUUUGAUGCGUCGGUUGCGUCAGCGAACAGCCAGUGCUUGCGUUCUGCUGCUUCUAAAGAAAAGGUGUGUCUGAGCAAAGAUGUUGCUGCUUCUGGUGAUUUGACCAAGGAAGGUUUUGAUCUUUCCCAAUUGGAGAUCCCUGAUCUGAGCUUCUUAGCAGCAGAAGAGAAGUCUGGCGCAAAGGCUGCUGGGGAGAUUGACUUUGAUUGUUUUUUUAAGGACGAGGACUAUGAUCAUCUCUUUGAUGAUUUCUCUGUGGUUGAUAAUGUUAAUAACAUCAGCUUACCAAGUGAGCUGCCUGACUGUGACUUCACAGAUGUGGAGCUUGAGCAUGGUGAUAUGAAGUUUGCCUUUGCUGAUCAACUGGCGCAUCCUCCUCUCAACAUCGCUUGCCCCUGAAGCUUUGCCAGCUUAUCUGGUUCACUGUAUUCCAAUAAUAAGUCUUUACUGUUAAGACAAACAAACGGGCGAAAGCUUGUUUUCAUUUAGGAACGUUUUUAAGUUUUGUUUGCUAUUUCAAAAGAACAUGAAUAAGAAUGUAGCAUGUGUGAUCUC
Molecule: messenger RNA, 1348 nt
Organism: Brassica oleracea var. oleracea
Lineage: Eukaryota; Viridiplantae; Streptophyta; Magnoliopsida; Brassicales; Brassicaceae
Product: ethylene-responsive transcription factor ERF116
Exons: 3
Coding region: 446-1192 (248 amino acids)
Biological process (GO): regulation of DNA-templated transcription
Molecular function (GO): DNA binding; DNA-binding transcription factor activity
Source: RefSeq, a predicted model, not a curated record